Molecule: messenger RNA, 957 nt
Organism: Bolinopsis microptera
Lineage: Eukaryota; Metazoa; Ctenophora; Tentaculata; Lobata; Bolinopsidae
Product: epimerase family protein SDR39U1-like
Exons: 7
Coding region: 1-957 (318 amino acids)
Source: RefSeq, a predicted model, not a curated record
AUGGCAGGGAGCGUCAAGAACAUAGUGAUAGGUGGAGGCACUGGUAACAUAGGGAAAUACCUUGUCAGCAGUCUCAUCAAAGGGGGUCACAAUGUUUCCGUGAUUUCCAGACAAGCAUGGGCCUUGAAUAAAGCGUCAAAAGUAGCUCCUGCUGAUGGAGCAAGACAUCAGAUGGCAAAGAAUUUCAUAAGCUGGAAAGAUAUUGAUAAAGAUGGACUGCCUUUGGACACGGAUGUUGUUAUAAAUUUAUCUGGCCAAUCAAUUGGCAAGCCGGGACCUUGGAUAAAUUCAAUAAAGAAAUCCAUUACCAGCAGCAGAAUCGACACAACAACAAAACUUGCCAAAGCAAUUGCUAAAUCUGAGGCUCCUCCAAAACUUUUUAUAUCUGCUUCUGCUGUUGGAGUGUACGGUCUGGAUGCCGAGAAGACAUACACAGAGUCAGACCCUCCGGUAGCUAAAGGAAAGGAAACCUACUUUACCGACCUCUGCUUGAAGUGGGAGGAGAGCUCUAAACUAACAGAGGAAUGUCAAACCAGAGUUGUUAACCCUAGAUUCGGGGUGGUGCUGGCAUACAACACAGAUCCUAUGAGAAUGUUGUUACCACAAGGCCUUCUUUUUGGUGGAACUGUGGUCGGAUCAGGUGAGCAACCCUUCCCCUGGAUACACAUUGACGAUACAGUGAGCGCCCUGGAGAUGAUGAUUGAGAAUGAGGAAGUCAGUGGGCCUGUCAACUUUGUGGCUCCUCAAAUUGUCGACAACUCUCAGUUCACUCGGGCGUUAGCUGAUGCGUGUAUGACUAGUGUACAGAAGAUCACCUUGCCUGCACUUCUUGUUCGCCUCAUGUACGGAACAGAAAGAGCAGACUGUAUUCUUUUAGACAGUCCCAAAGUUGUCCCUCAGAAACGCUGUUCAAAGUUCAAAAAGUAUCAUAUAGGAAUCAUAGGAGUUUAUGGAUAA